Messenger RNA from Salvelinus namaycush (lake trout), 1668 nucleotides. It is a transcript of the gene cacnb3a, whose product is annotated as calcium channel, voltage-dependent, beta 3a. The coding region runs from base 1 to 1668 and encodes 555 amino acids. The transcript is spliced from 15 exons. Gene Ontology annotation, molecular function: high voltage-gated calcium channel activity; protein binding. NCBI's taxonomy places the organism in Eukaryota, Metazoa, Chordata, Actinopteri, Salmoniformes, Salmonidae. Gene Ontology annotation, cellular component: voltage-gated calcium channel complex. Gene Ontology annotation, biological process: regulation of voltage-gated calcium channel activity; calcium ion transmembrane transport; chemical synaptic transmission. The record is from RefSeq and is a predicted model, not a curated record.
AUGGUGCAAGUCAAAAUGUCCAAAUCGUCCGCAGACCCACUGCCUGGUGUCGAAACAGGCUCACAGUCUCACAAUUUUCAGCUGCCCAGGAAGUUGCCUAAGAGGAAAAGUCGGUUCAAACGUUCGGAUGGCAGCACGUCCUCAGACACCACCUCCAGCUUCAUCAAAAGACAGGGGUCGGCUGAUUCGUACACCAGUAGACCGUCGGAUUCCGACCUGUCAGCAGAGGAGGACCGCGAGGCGUAUCGGCGUGAAGCCGAGCGCCAGGCCCAGCUCCAGCUCGACAGAGCUAAGUCUAAACCUGUAGCGUUUGCGGUGAAGACCAACGUGGCUUUCUGUGGGGCUCUGGAUGAGGACUGUCCCGUUCAAGGAGCUGCAAUCAACUUCGAAGCCAAAGACUUCCUGCACAUUAAGGAGAAGUACAACAAUGAUUGGUGGAUUGGUCGUCUGGUGAAGGAGGGGGCGGACAUUACCUUCAUCCCCAGCCCUUUACGCCUGGAGGCUAUGAGACUCAAACACGAGCAAAGGAAAAGAGGGGGGAACUCUUCCUCCAGUCUGGGUGACAUGGUGUCUGGGAGCUGGAGGACAACGCCGCCAUCUGGUGGUAAGUAUAAGCCGAAGCAAAAGCAGGAACACAUUCCUCCAUAUGACGUGGUCCCGUCUAUGCGGCCGGUGGUCUUAGUGGGGCCGUCACUGAAGGGGUAUGAGGUGACAGAUAUGAUGCAGAAAGCUCUGUUUGACUUCCUGAAACACAGGUUCGACGGACGAAUCUCCAUCACACGCGUUACGGCAGACCUUUCUCUUGCCAAGAGAUCUGUGCUCAACAAGAGGCCCAUCAUGGAGAGAUCCAAUGCUCGCUCCAGCCUGGCCGAGGUCCAGAGUGAGAUAGAGAGGAUAUUUGAGCUGGCCAAAACCCUCCAGCUGGUGGUUCUGGAUGCAGACACCAUCAACCACCCAGCCCAGCUAGCCAAGACUUCCCUGGCCCCUAUCAUCGUCUACGUCAAAGUGUCCUCGCCAAAGGUGCUCCAGAGGCUGAUCAAGUCCCGGGGGAAGUCUCAGAGCAAACACCUGAACGUGCAGAUGAUGGCCGGGGACAAACUGUCUCAAUGCCCCCCUGAGAUGUUUGAUGUCAUUUUGGAUGAGAACCAAUUGGAGGAUGCGUGUGAGCACUUGGCUGAAUACCUAGAGAUCUACUGGCGCGCCACUCAUCUUCCCGACACCACCCCCAUCAACCCGCUAUUAGAGCAGAACCUCAUGACCCCGCCCUCAGCCAACUCUAGCCUACAGACCCAGAAUAAGAACCAGCCCCCAGCGCAGCACAGCAGUGUGGGGGUGGAAGGUGAGGAGGUGGAGGCCCACUCCCCUCUGGAGCAGGACAGCCUGAUGCCGUCUGAAGAAGGCUGCGACUCCCUGUCCCGCGGCCUCCUUGGGGGCCCACACCUCCGGGGGGACGAGGAGGACGAGGAGCUGGAGGAUGAGUUUGAGUCCCCUUGCCACGCCCAAACUUACAGGGACAGGUACCCCCCUCACCGUGGUCACCGCGGGGGCGUCCACAGCACCAACGGGCAUGAAUCACAGGACAGGCUGCUCCAGCGCGAUGCCCAGCAGGGGCACAACCAGCGCAACAACUGCCAACGCAGCCGCCCCUGGCCCCGAGACAACUACUGA